GCCGUUUACGCCAUGUUACGCGCGCCCACACAAAAUCUCGGAUUGCCCUAAUCCUCUUCUGCCCUUACGCCGCUCGCUCAACCGGUGCUCGAAACACUCCUCCUUCCCUACGCCGUUCGAGCCCGACUUCUUUCCGACGCCGCUCGUGCCUGAAUUCCUCCUCUUUCUUCCCUAAGCAACUCGUGCCGGAACGCCUGCUCCUGGAAGAUUACGGCUGCAAACGAAACUUAUCAAAUACAGUACAACACCCUUAGAUUCAGCGAGAGCCUCAACUGUUUUGAGCAAAUAGAUUUAAUUUAGGACUUUUCUGUAGAUUUAAUUAAGGCCAGCAGUUAGAAUAAAAAAAAGUGAAUAUAGAGGAGUGCAAUGGUAUGGGGUAAUAAAAGGUGGCGAAAAGAAAUUGAUGUCUUAUUUUCACCUUCCUGGUAAUGUUUCUUCAUGCGUUUAGCUUAUAAUCUAUAGCGAAAGGAUUGUUGCGUACAACUACAACCAAGAAUCUCCCCAAUGCUGCUUCUACUCUGGAAACAUAGCAGUUUUAUCUUAUUCAGAUAUGCUUCCCAAGUUGAAUAUGCCCGGCAACUGGACAACGAUGCUCUUUCCAUAGGAUAAACACCUUUUUUUGUUGCAAUGUGGAGAUUCUCUGGUGGUCUAGGGUCAAAGAGUAUUCAAGCAAAACCUAGUGCAUCAAAUGUAGACUGCUCUGAUGAUGAGGUUUCUUCUUGCACAAGUAGAGAAGAAGGCUUGGAAUGCCCAAUAUGUUUGGAAUCCUUCAACAUUGUGGAGAAUGUGCCAUAUGUUUUAUGGUGUGGUCACACCCUCUGCAAAAACUGUGUUCUAGGACUUCAGUGCGCUGUUGUGAAAUUUCCGAGCGCUCCAAUCCAGCUUCCCCUCUUCAUUUCCUGUCCGUGGUGCAACUUGUUGUCCUUUCGUCUGGUUUACAAGGGAAAUCUUAAAUUUCCUCGCAAGAACUUCUUCCUUCUGUGGAUGGUUGAGAGCUUGAACGGUGACAGGCUUAAGUCUCAUUCUUCUCUCUGUGGGAGUCAUCAACCAGUUUCGCAUUCUAAUGGUGGGCUCUUUCUUCGAACCAAUGGAUAUGGCAACCACAAUGUUAGAAGCUCCCUGCAACAAUCACAAGCAACUAGUCCUGAUCAAGCUGGCUCAUUAGCUCAGUACCUUAAUGCAGAGAGGAUCAAUGCUUCAUUGAGGAAAUCUCUGGUUUUCUUUGUUCAACUGACUGCCAAGUUUCCUCUGGUCAUCGUCUUUCUCCUUAUCGUGCUCUAUGCCAUACCUGCCAGUGCUGCAAUUCUGGUUCUGUAUAUUCUCAUUACGAUCUUGUUUGCCUUACCUUCCUUCCUGAUAUUGUAUUUUGCAUACCCAAGCUUAGAUUGGCUGAUCAGGGAAAUCAUCAAUUGAGCUCCAGAAGUAUAAGUUCCAGCUUUCUUGCAUCUAAGGCUUCGUUUGGGUCAGCUUUCGUACUGCUUCUUAAAACGGCUUUUUAAUAUAAAGUUUUUUAAUCCAAGAAAAUUUUGUACUAGAAAAUUGUUUUAGAAAGCAACAAAAAAGCUGUCCCAAAUGAAAGUUAAGUCAGGGCUUUAUGGCACCAAUCAUUCAGAGUUCAAAUGUCAGGUAUUUGAGUAAUGCAAUUUUAGCAGCAACAAAUAUUAUAGCUUGUUGCAAUCUUCUAGAAUUCAAAUCUAAGGUGUUUGGGUUUUGUGUUUUGACACUUGCAAAACAAUUUAUUAUCAAUGGAUUUCUGUGUUGGUACCCAGUUUGCUUCAUUGGAAUCUGGUAUUU
This is a messenger RNA of Dendrobium catenatum, 1794 nucleotides long. RefSeq lists its product as uncharacterized. The record is from RefSeq and is a predicted model, not a curated record. Lineage: Eukaryota; Viridiplantae; Streptophyta; Magnoliopsida; Asparagales; Orchidaceae. The transcript has 5 exons. The coding region runs from base 628 to 1413 and encodes 261 amino acids.